AUGCGGCGCUCUGACCGUGUUUACAUCCGAGAGCUCGGCGCACUGGAGUGCCAGGCUCAAAGAGCUGAAUCUCCUCCCCUCCCGUCCUCCCUCCCCACCAGCGCCCCUCCCGGGUUCCCAAAGCAGAGGGCGGGGGAGAUAGAAAAAAGAUCCUCUCUGGUGAGUCCCCGCCCACCAGCCCUUUAUAGGCGAGGGUCUCCGCUGCGGAGGACCCCCGGGCUGCGCUUCUCGCGGCUACCGAAGCGGCUGGCUCGCCGCGGCCGCCGCCGGGCUCCACCACUGCCUGGAAGGGCAGGGCUACUCUGA
Molecule: messenger RNA, 306 nt
Organism: Rangifer tarandus platyrhynchus (Svalbard reindeer)
Lineage: Eukaryota; Metazoa; Chordata; Mammalia; Artiodactyla; Cervidae
Source: the annotation of a GenBank genome assembly